GGUUCUCCAAGAAGUACACAUUCAUCUGUAGAAGGGGAAAAGAAGUGAUCCGUCACCAUGAGUACGGACGCGGAGAUGCAAAUCUACGGCAAGGCUGCCAUAUACCUCCGUAAGCCUGAGAAGGAGAGGAUGGAGGCACAAACCGCACCCUUUGAUUCAAAGAAUGCCUGCUAUGUCGCAGACACCAAGGAGCUUUACCUUAAGGGUUUGGUCACUGCCAGGGCUGAAGGAAAGUGUACUGUGACAGUCGCGCAUCCGGACGGCACUAAGGAGGCAGGAAAAGAGUUCAAGGAAGCAGACGUCUACCAGAUGAACCCCCCGAAGUACGACAAGAUUGAGGACAUGGCCAUGAUGACCUACCUGAAUGAAGCCUCUGUGUUGUAUAACCUCAAAGAGCGUUAUGCAGCAUGGAUGAUCUAUACCUACUCUGGGCUGUUCUGUGCCACGGUGAACCCCUACAAGUGGCUUCCUGUGUACGACAUGGAGGUUGUUAACGCCUACAGAGGGAAGAAGAGGAUGGAGGCUCCACCCCAUAUCUUCUCCGUCUCUGACAACGCCUUUCAGUUCAUGCAGAUUGACCAGGAGAACCAGUCCGUCCUGAUUACUGGAGAAUCCGGUGCAGGAAAGACUGUCAACACCAAGCGUGUCAUCCAGUACUUUGCCACCAUUGCAGUGUCUGGUGCCAAGAAGGAAGCAGAACCAGGCAAAAUGCAGGGAUCUCUUGAGGAUCAGAUCAUUGCUGCUAACCCUCUGCUGGAGGCUUACGGUAAUGCCAAGACAGUGAGGAACGACAACUCGUCUCGCUUCGGUAAAUUCAUUAGGAUUCACUUCCAAGGUAGCAAACUGGCUAAAGCUGACAUUGAGACCUACCUGCUAGAGAAGUCCAGAGUGUCCUUCCAGCUUCCCGAUGAGAGAGGUUACCACAUCUUCUUCCAGAUGAUGACCAAUCACAAACCUGACAUUAUUGAAAUGUCACUCAUCACCACCAACCCCUACGACUUCCCCAUGUGCAGUCAGGGUCAGAUCACUGUGGCCAGCAUCAACGACAAGGAAGAGCUGGAUGCCACAGACGAUGCCAUUACAUUCCCUGGGCUUCACUAAUGAUGAGUAAAAAUAGCAUCUACAAGCUG
Messenger RNA from Oncorhynchus keta (chum salmon), 1130 nucleotides. RefSeq names its product myosin-13-like. The record is from RefSeq and is a predicted model, not a curated record. Lineage: Eukaryota; Metazoa; Chordata; Actinopteri; Salmoniformes; Salmonidae. Gene Ontology annotation, cellular component: myosin complex; actin cytoskeleton; cytoplasm. Gene Ontology annotation, biological process: actin filament organization; vesicle transport along actin filament. The transcript is spliced from 11 exons. Gene Ontology annotation, molecular function: microfilament motor activity; actin filament binding; ATP binding. The coding region runs from base 58 to 1101 and encodes 347 amino acids.